Gaeumannomyces tritici R3-111a-1 is the source of this 3472-nucleotide messenger RNA. RefSeq lists its product as hypothetical. The record is from RefSeq and is a predicted model, not a curated record. NCBI's taxonomy places the organism in Eukaryota, Fungi, Ascomycota, Sordariomycetes, Magnaporthales, Magnaporthaceae. The transcript has 2 exons. The coding region runs from base 240 to 2795 and encodes 851 amino acids.
UCUCGCCGUACACCAGGGCUGCCCACACCUUUCCAAAACACUCCAUACACCUCCUCCACAUCCUUGUAUCUACACGCCCGCCCACAUUUGGUCCUUUGUGAGGGUUGAGGCAGUCUGUCAAAGAGCUUGGGUUCGAGGCCCAGCGUCGAGGCAGCAGUGUUCCCUCGUGCCGCCGUUCGGCUGCUUCCUGCCUUUUGAGCUUUGCGUCUUGGGGUUUUGUUUUCGGCCGUUUCGCCAUCAUGUCGACCAACACUCACCCGGGUCUGACUUUUGGCGUAAGCAACCUCCGACGCGGCGGCUACCCUCCAACGCAAUCCCACACGACCGGCAAGCCCUCGCCCUCGCUGUCGCAGCAGCACGCGUCACCAUAUCAUACCCAGGCGUACGCUCAGCAAGCCCAGCAGAGCGGCUAUCCUCAUCACAUAUUCACUACAUCGGCCUCGCCCGUCCCGACCGUCCAAAAUGCCGCCCGACAGCAGGCCCCGAUCGCCGCGCCCGUCAACGUCUCUCGCCAGCGGGCCAUGCCUCCGCGUCAGAUGCCUCCGCCGACCCAGUCGCUGAACUACCUCGCCCAGGCCAUGAACCCUGGCAUGGGCCAUGCCGUCCCCCAGCAGAACGACAGCCAUAUGCUAGCCCGCCAGCAGUCGCAGCAGCACCAGCACCAGCAGCAUCAACAACACCAACAACCGCACCAGACACACGCGCAGCACCAGGCGCACCAAGCGCACCAAACACAUGCCCAGCACCAGGCGCACCAGACACACACCCAGCACCCCCAGCACACCCAGCACCACCAACACCACCAUCAGCAACAACAAACCCAACAAUCACAAGCACAGCCUCACUAUCAGCAGCAGCAGCAGCAGCAACAACAGUCUGUCCAGCAGCAGCAGUCGCAGCAACAACAGCAGCAGCAGCCGCAGCAGCAUCAGCAGCAGCAGCCAUCGCAACACCAACAGCAGUCAGUCCAGCACAACCAGCAACAGCCGCAGCCUCAGCAACCACAACAUCCGUCUCUCUCCUUAGCCCUUCCUCGACCUCCAUCUCAACCUCAGAUAUCCCAGGUGCAACAAGUUCAGCAGGUUCCCCAGGUACAUCAGGUCCAGCACUCCCAACAUGCCCAACACACUCAGCAGGCCCAGCAGACGCAGCCGGUUGCCGCUGUGCAUCCCUCGCAAACCCACCAGCAGCAAAUUCACCAGCAGCCGGUGGCGCAUCAGGCACAGAUUCACAAGCCCCAGGUUCAUCCUUCGGCGGUUCAUCAGAGCCAAAUACAGCAACCGCAAGUGCGGCAACAGCUGCCGCUGAAGCAGAAUGCUGCGCAUCAGCCCACUCACCAAGCCCACCAGGUUCACCAAGGGCAUCAGAACCACCAGGCACAGGCGCAGCAGGCGCAACAGACACACACAACACCAACCCCUCAGCCGCAACAUGCCCUGCCGGUGCACCAAACACACUCGGCGCACCAGGUCCAGCAAACCCAACAGGUCCAGCAAGUGCAACAGGUUCAGCACGUCCAGCAGCAGGCUCAACAGGCUCAACAGGCUCAACAGGCACAGCAGGCUCAACAGGCACAGCAGGCACAGCAAGCCCAGCAGGUUCAGCAGGCUCAGCAAGUCCAGCAGGCCCAGCAAGCUCAACAGGCUCAACAGGCCCAACAGGCCCAGCAAGUCCAGCAGGCUCAUCAAGCCCAGCAACAGGCUCAGCAACAGCAACAGCAGCAACAGAGCCAUCAGCCGCAAACACAGGUCCAGCAACCAUCAAUACAGCAACCGCAACCCCACCAGGCACAGGCGCACCAGACCUCUGCGCACCACACACCUGUUCCGCAAAAGCAGGAAACUCCGACUCCGACACACGCAGAAGAGAGCCACCACGAGGAUGAGAUGGAGAUUGACAUUGCGGCUGAAGAUGAUGACGGUGACCAAUCCAAGCUCUCUGACGCUGCUGCCGUCGCGCGGGAACCCAUGGGAGAGCUUAUGUCGGCCCCACCAGAGGGCGGCAGCUACCCGACUCUGGAUGCCGUGCACAAGUACGUGCUCGCGUACUGCACCUCGGUCGGAUACGCGGUCGUCAUCGGGCGGUCGAAAAAGACAGUUCCAGGGCUGAAGAAAGUCCUGUUUGUCUGUGACCGCGCCGGAAAGCCUCCGAAGCGGGUCAACCCGGAGCUCCGUAAGAGGAAAACGUCGUCCCGCAAAUGUGACUGCCAGUUCGGCUUUUUCGCCAUCGAGCAGAGGACCCAGUGGAUCGUGCGGUAUCGCCCUGAUUCCGCACAUCUCACCCACAACCAUGGACCAAGUCAGAGCCCCCUGCUCCACCCCGCUGCUCGCAAGCUUGACAGCAAAAUGGUGGCGUCCGUAAAGGCACUCAAGGAGAAUGGUGUUGGUGUGACCCAAACUCUUGAAAUACUGCAGACCGAACACCCCAACGUACCGCUCCUCCCUCGAGAUAUAUACAACGCGAGGGCGGCUAUCAACCGCAACCCACAAAAGGUAGCGGCUGGGGCUUCUGAGAACAAGAUGACCAUAUACAGCAAGCCCCAGCCGUCCGCCGAAGACCGCAUCCGAGCCGACCUUCGCCGUGAGCUUGCCAAGACCAAAGAGGACUACGACAAACUCAAAGCCGACUCGGCCAAAGAGAUCGAGGAGCUCAAGCAGCAGCUGGAGGAAAAGGACAAGAUGAUCCAUAAAUUCGAGAUGUUCAUCGACAUCUGCAAUCAGAGGGUCAUGGUGCAGCGAGAACGGCUGAACGAUGGCAACGAAAACGGAGGUGCUUCCAUCGUUCCUGCCCCCUAACUGUUGGGUAUUUGAAUUUGUUCACGUUGGUUGUAUCUGCAGUAUCGAGCCGGAUCAAGGAGCAAAGUGUGGAUUUAUGGCGAUGGUGGGUUGCUGCCUUCUGGGGUGACUGCUGGUCGACGACUCUGUUUCCCCCCUCUCUCUUUUGGAUUUCUAGAGCAAUUUUUACCUGUGUUUGGAGCAAGGGGCGUUUGUGAGCAUUUUCUUGUUUUUUUUGUUUUUUUUCUGUCAUGAGGCGUGGGGAGGGUGGGCAAUGUAAUAUGGGGGAAAGCAAAGCACCGCGUGAGGCGCUCGGUUUUGAUACGUUCUCUCUGCUGGGACGCAUGUGGAGGUUUACGAGAUGUCAGUGAAUACAAGUCUUCCCGUUUUUGAGAUUUUCUUUUGGCCCAGAUAUUAUGUCCUCGUUAGUUCUGCGUUUGAGAUUUCAUGGAGCCGGGGUUUUUCAUAUGUUGAUUCUAUGAAGCGGACGUAUUGGAUUUCUGCUGGGGUUUGUGUAGCCAGAUCCAAUUGCACGUCCAUCGCCGCGAAGGAACACAACUCUGAUUUUCAUCAUAUUGAUUUUGACUGGCCGAGAGGCGGAAAAGCGUAGUCCAGCGCAAACAAUGUAAGCUCCUGGGCACCCUGUCUGUUUUGUCACUAUCUAAAUUUCUCCGUUGGGUCGCAAGGCUAAAUUCCCG